This is a messenger RNA of Ciona intestinalis (vase tunicate), 2636 nucleotides long. Lineage: Eukaryota; Metazoa; Chordata; Ascidiacea; Phlebobranchia; Cionidae. The record is from RefSeq and is a predicted model, not a curated record.
GCAACAUGCAUUCUGACUUUUCAGCAGGACAAAAGGUGCUCGACUCCUACUACAACGCUUCGAAAAUCUACUACUAGUUAUUUUUUUUUAAGUCCUUUCAGGGUAUUCAAAACACCGAAAAAAUGUUGGAAAACUUUCGCUCGAUGAGAUCAAACGCCAUGAACCACCUUCUGCCACCGAACCCAUUCAAGGACGAAGGACCAAGGAUCGUCUAUCACGUGACUGUAACGACCGGUGCUAUGAAGUACGCUGGUACCGAUUCAAACGUCUACAUUGCUAUGACGGGGGCGAGCGGUGAGAAGACGAGUUUGGCAAAGUUAGACAACUCGUUUCAUGAUGACUUCGAACGUGGUAGUGUCGAUAAAUUUAAAGUUAAACUGGAAGAUAUCGGCAAGCCAGUCAUUCUUACCAUAAAACACGAAGAAGCGGGAAUGUUUGCUGAUUGGUUCGUGACUUCGGCUGUUGUACAGAAGGCUGGUGACAACGCUGUUUAUAAGUUCCCUGUAAACAUGUGGGUAACUGGUACGGUGGACAUUGCACUUGGAACAGCGAAGUUGUUUCACCAAGAAGAGAAUCCAAUCCUGCUUUCCCAUCGACGUCACGAACUUGAAAAGAAGAGACAGGAGAUCAAAUGGCGAUCUCCUGAAAGCGAAGACGCAAAGGGAUUACCUGGUUACAUUUUCGGCGACGCUUUAGAAGACCUGCCCCGUAACCUGAGGCUUGAAGAAGGUAUGCUGAAGGAGUUUGAAGAGACCAAAAAAAUGGGAAAGAAUAAUAUCAUGGAAAAAUUCCACGGGGUUAUGGACAAAUGGGAUCAGUUUGCUGAUUUUAAAAACGUUCUCAUGCAUCCGAAGCUGCCGAAAGUACCAGACUUCCAACAAAAUUGGGAACGUGACGAAGAAUUCGCUCGCCAACUACUUAACGGUUGCGAUCCUACUUUGUUGAAAAGAUGCGACGAAUUGCCCAAGAAAUUCCCAGUUACAAAUAAAAUGGCAAACUCGCAAUUGACACGGGGUGUAUCGUUAGAGCAAGAAAUUAAGAACGGUAACAUUUACAUCAUCGACCUUGAGAUGCUCGACGGCAUGCCAUGUGGAAGAAGUCCCAUCAACCAAACAACAUAUUUCUCGUGUGCACCAAUAUGUUUGUUGUACGUUAACAGCAAGAAGAAUUUGGUUCCCAUAGCGAUCCAGCUAUGGCAGCAACCAGGAGCAAACAACCCGAUUUGGACCCCAAGCGAUUCCGACUGCGAUUGGAUGCUUGCGAAAAUCUAUUUCCGUAAUGCAGAAGCGAAUGUACAACUGUUGGUCGGGAAAUUGUUCCAAACUCAUUUAAUCCUGGAGCCGUUCGCUGUGGCUGUUCACCGGUGUCUCUCACAGUCGCAUCCAAUCCUUAAGCUUCUUCUUCCUCAUCUCCGGUACGCAUGUGCAGGAAACCUUGUCAUUCGUACUUGCCUCAUUAAUUCAGGGGGAGCCAUGGAUAAACUGAUGUCUUAUGGCGGAGGCGCCCAAAAACACAUCAUCCGCGAAUCGUUUCGUAACUUUAAAUAUGAGGAUUUGAACAUACGGAAAUUGCUUGCUGAAAAUGGUACAGCUGAUCGUACAAAACUACCUGGUUAUUAUUUCCGAGAAGAUGCUUUUCUACUGUGGGAUUGCUUGGUCAAAUACGUGUCGAAAAUCGUGAGAUUCUUCUACAAAUCGAAUGAGGACGUGAAACGAGAUGAGGAAAUACAGAAUUGUAUUCGUGAAGUACGGAAUGACGGUUUGGGUUGGGAAAAAGGGAACGACAAAGGAUUACCAAAGGAAAUAACAAACACUGAACAACUGGUCGAAUUGGUCGUGAGCCUUAUUUUUACUGCGACUUUUAGAAGUGCUGCAGUUACUAACGGGUUGUUUGAUAUUUGUAUGAAUGUCCCGAAUUCCCCGUUGAAUAUGGCGUUGCCACCACCUACUGAAAAAGGAAAGGCAAGCCAUGAUCUGAUACUGCAAAGUCUGCCAAGCAAAGCAUCAAGUUGUAUGCAAGUAACGCUGUGUCAUGCACUAUCGAAACACGCAGAUGAACAGGUCUACAUGGCCGACUAUCCUGUCGACAUGUUUUGUGAGGAACCUGCCCAGAGAGCUGCAGUUCACUUCAGAGAUGAAUUACAAAGAUUUUCUUCAAUUAUUCGAUCCCGAAACGAAGGAUCUAAUAUUCCAUAUGAAUAUAUGCUACCAGAAAAAGUACCGAUCGCUAUUGCUAUUUAGAUUACCUAACGACACAUAUCUUUAUAGAUUUGGUUUUACAUUAUAUAUAGUAGGGUGGGGUAAUAUCGAAAAUGUUUUUAUUCUUUUUUCUUGUUUUAUUUGGUAGUAAACAUUUACUGUUUACAGAAUUAUAAAACUGUAUCCUCACGACGCAAAAAUAGGUUGUUUAUUGUCCAAAGCACCAUUAGGAAAUAAAAUAUUAGCUAUUAUACGUGCUAACGGUAUUCCAUUUUUACUCCACAGUAUUGUGUGUUCUUUAUGUGUAGUUUUUUUGUAUGUGCAGAAAUUAUAUAAAUAUCUACUGUUUGUGUUUUCGCUGGUGACUUCUUUUUAUCUUACUUUCAUCAUCAAAAUAUAUCCUGCAUAUUCCUAUAAAACAUAAUUUAAAAUUACAGU